Suillus bovinus is the source of this 834-nucleotide messenger RNA. RefSeq lists its product as uncharacterized. The record is from RefSeq and is a predicted model, not a curated record. The transcript has a single exon. The annotation marks the transcript as partial. NCBI's taxonomy places the organism in Eukaryota, Fungi, Basidiomycota, Agaricomycetes, Boletales, Suillaceae.
AAGUCAGUGAUCCAUCCUUCAUUCCCUGAUGAUCUGCUUCCUAUGUGGGUUGUGUCAUACUGGGCUGCCAUGUCACAUGCACUUGAGAGUCAGCGUGAUUGGUGCAUGUCUUAUGACUGGGUCUUAGACCAACUUGAUGUUGUUCUAGCUGAUGGACAAGAGUUGGAAGUUGUUGAUGAGGUGCUAGAUGUCUCAGAGAGCCUUCCAUGGGAUGCCCCUCUCAAGGGAUUCAGUGCUCAGACAGAUCUAAGGACUAUGGAGCUCCAACUCCUGUUGGCAUCAUGCCCGAUUCAUGGAUGUGUUUUGGACUCCAUGAUUGCUGCAGUUGUCCAGCAAAUGCAGGCAUCCGACCUCCAGUUUGUUUCUGUUAAAACUCUUGACUUUGCAGAUAUCCUUCGGCUCAAUGAGAAACAGUGGAAUAACUAUGAGACAGACAGGGCUUUCGUUCGCCUUUGCACUAUUGGCUCUGCAUUGCAUGAUGGCACACUUCAUUGUAUUCUCUUCCCCAUCAAUAUCGACAAUGUUCACUGGGCUGUCAUUGAGGUCAAUACUGUCAACCAAAGUAUAUCCUAUGCCAACUCCCUUGACUGGAGCUGGCCUAAUGACAACAUCAAUACUAUAAAUCGUUGGCUGGGCUAUCAUGGUUUCGGCAAAUUUGACAGGGCAACCACACUCCAGCAUGGUGAGCAGCGAGACUCAUUCUCGUGUGGUAUCGCAGCUAUAAACACAAUCAAGCAUGCACUGUUUCAUGACCCAUUGUUCACCAAUGAUAGAGCAUUUUCCCUCCGCAUGGGAGAAUUUCUUUAUAUUGCUUAUGAUCACCUCAAGGUAUGA